Molecule: messenger RNA, 4557 nt
Organism: Caretta caretta (loggerhead turtle)
Lineage: Eukaryota; Metazoa; Chordata; Testudines; Cheloniidae
Source: RefSeq, a predicted model, not a curated record
UUCCUGAGGAAGGUCAUGGCUUUGAAUGGGACGGCCAGAAACACAAGUCUAGUGCAGAUGGUAUCUGAUGAUCAAGGAACCAAUGAGGAUGAAGAAGAUAUGGAUAUUGAUGAUAUUUUCACUGUUCUGAACACUGACACUAAUGAUUCUCUGCACCCCCUCGAUGUUCUCUGUGCCAUUCUGGGUUGCUCAGACAGUUUCCUACAACAGCAAAUCCUGUCAAAAAUGUCCAUGUGCCAGUUUGCCCUCCCUCUGCUACUGCCUGCCCUCGACACCCCGACAUGCACCCUAAUGCUGUGGGCCAUGAGGGACAUUGUGAGGAAGUGGAGGCCGCACUCCUUGGCAGAGAGCACAGGGUUCAGAGAGGAGAGCCUGGUGCUCACAAAAAUGCCAACCAUUUCCUUUGUGCAGAUGGGGAGCUGCAGCUUCUCCAAGUCUAAACUUCUCAAUGAGCUACUCAGCUCCUCCCAGCAGCACCAGGAUUUCUUUGUCCAUCGGGACAUGGAGUCUGGGAACAUCCCUCGGGAAAUCGCCAAUGGACUGGUAGAGAUUUCCUGGUAUUUUCCUAGAGGAAGGGAAAAUUCAGAUAUCUUCCCAGAAGCCAUUGCAGUUACAAAUCUGCGUGGAGACAUUGAGUCUCACGAUCUACAAUUUCGCUUUUUAACAGAGGUCUCAACAGCAGUGUUCAUAGUUACUGACAGAGUCAGUGAAAGAGAAUAUAAACUGUUAUCCUCUCUGAAAGCAUCAACAACUAAAUACUACUUCAUCCUCAAGGCCCAACCUGGGAAACACAGCGAAACCCUGGAAUUCCUGAAUAAAUUAGCCCCAAUACUAAAACUGAAUAGAUCACAACUACUGGUGAAAGACAGGACCAGCAAUAAGACAGCUUUUCUUAAAUCACUGCAAUCCACUAUAGGGAGCAUAAUGAACUCUUCUCCCAAGACAGUGAGUAUUGAAGACAUGGUUGUGACAGCCCAAGAAUUAAAAAUCCUGAUAGAUGAGGACUGUGAGGAAUGUCAGAAUGCAAGAAAGUGUUCUAAAGAAAUAACUAAGGAGGUAAAAGAUUUGCCAAAGUACAGGAGUGAAAUGCUGAAGCUCCAAGGAGAUCUAUGGAAAAACCUGGCUAAGGUGGAAAAAGAACUGUGCCGUAUGAAACGGCAAUCGAACACCCCCACAGAGAAAUAUAAAUCUCAGCUGAGAGAGGAAUUAUUGGCGUUAAGAACACAGCAGAAUCAAUUCAACCUGACUCAUAGUUUGAGUAAGUUUCUUCAUGGGAUAGGGUUAGAGUUACUUCCAGUGGAGAGACAUUACUUCCUGAACUGGAUGAAAUUUGACCUGGAUUGUAUAUCUAGGGAGAAUCUUUCUAAACUAUGGGCUGAAUAUAAAUCAAAACGUGAACCAUUAGGAGAUAACCUCAAGGAAGAUGUCAGUACCUUAGGUGUUGAACAUUUCAUUCGUGAGUUAGGGCAGUUUUAUGAAGCAGAGUGCUCAAUGGGGAAAAAAGGAAUCAAGGCAGAAAAGCAAAGGCAGUUCCUCCAUGUCCCAGGCAUAGCAGCUGACCUGAUGCUGGAAGGGUUUCCCAUGGAGCUCAUCGAUGGAGAUGCAUCCAACAUCCCACUGCAGUGGGUGACAGAUGUUCUGACUGAGCUCCAUGCCAAGCUGGGGGGAAGGUCCAGAAUGCUGGUUCUAUCGGUGCUGGGAGUGCAGAGCACUGGGAAAUCCACCCUCCUCAACACCAUGUUCGGCCUGCAGUUUGCAGUGAGCAGUGGCCGAUGCACAAAAGGAGCCUUCAUGUCACUCAUUAAAGUGGCAGAGAACUUUCAGCAGGAACUGGGUUGUGAUUUCAUCCUGGUGAUAGAUGCAGAAGGUUUGAAAGCCCCUGAACUGGCCAAACAAGAGGAUAGUUAUGAACAUGACAAUGAGCUGGCCACCCUGGUGAUUGGACUGAGUGACAUAACGAUUGUUAACUUGGCCAUGGAGAAUGCCACUGAAAUGAAGGAUGUUCUGCAAAUUGUGGUCCAUGCCUUUCUCAGAAUGGAAGAAAUAGGACAAAAGCGUAAUUGCCAAUUUGUGCAUCAGAAUGUCAGUGAUGUGUCUGCUUAUAAACAAAACAUGCGGGACAGGGAACACCUCCUGGAACAGCUGAACAAAAUGACCAAAGCUGCAGCAAAGAUGGAAAAACUAAGCAGGGAAAUGACAUUUUCUGAUAUUAUGGAGUAUGAGCCAGAAAAACACAAUUGGUACAUCCCUGGCCUGUGGCAUGGAGUCCCUCCCAUGGCUCCAGUGAAUAUAGGAUACAGUGAAAGUGUGUGCGAAUUAAAGAAAUAUCUGUAUGAAUUAAUGAAAUGUUCAGACAACAGAGCUCCCAAAGACAUUCCUCAAUUUAUCGAAUGGGUGAAGAGUCUAUGGCAUGCUAUAAAACACGAGAACUUCAUCUUCAGCUUCAGAAACAGCCUCAUAGCUGAGGCCUACAACCGGCUGUCUGCCAAGUAUGCAGAGUGGGAGUGGGGUUUCCGCAAGAAAAUGCAUCUCUGGGUAUUAGAAAAAGAAACUCUAAUUCAUAAUCAUACCCCUGAUGAACUGCAUGUUGGUAACUUAAAAGUUGAGAUGCAGGAGAAGUUAAUGUGUGGUGAACAAAGGAUCUUGAAUAAUUUACAACAGUAUUUUGAAAGUCGAGCAACAAAUCUUCACUUGAUAGAAAAGUAUGCAGAAGAUUUCACCAGGAGUGCAAAAAGCCUCAAAGAAGAACUUGAAUGUUAUUCCAUGUAUAAGUGUGAGGAAACCAUUCACAUUAAAGAAGGCCAACACAAGAUAGACAAUAUCCUGACUGAAUGUAUGAAACAAAUUGAAGGGAAAGUUGGCAAGAUUUUGGAAGAUCAUGGGAAGAGGGAAUGUGAAUUAGACAAUAAAGAAGUGGAAGCAGAAUUUGAAAAAAUGUGGAAAAAAUCAUUAAGAGAGUUAAACCCUUUCUCUUUACCAAAAUGUGACAUUUAUCAGGAUGUGGAGUUCCAGCUGAGAAGGGACCUGAGGAAUCGUGGAAGUGCAGUGAAUAAGAAGCUACAAGAAGCAGGAAACUUGUUGAAUUAUAAAAUGAAUUCUUUCAAGAUGAAAGAGGAAUAUAUAGACACACGUGGUUUGAAAACCAGAAGAAAAGGUUUGACACAGAAACUCCGCUAUAAAGCAGAGGAACUUGUCAAAUCCUUAAUGGACCAGUGCAGAAGUUAUGGUGAAAAAAUUGUAAAUUCCAAACUCGGCUAUCAUGAAACCUAUUGCAGAGAAUUGUUGUACAUGAUCAAUGAGAGGCUCCAACAGGAGGAUGUUUCAAAACUUCAUACUAGCGGUCUCUUUGAAGUUGAUCUGAAGCUUCACAUUUUGGGGGAAGUGGCUCAUGCAUUUCAGAAAAUGCACGAAGAUUUUGUCAAUGAAAAUGAUCCUCAGAAACAUCUGCAGAAACAGAAACCUCACUAUCUCUCAAGAUUUAGAGACCUUUACUUGCACAAGGAGGAUGCCUGCCAAAGAAGGGCCAAGGAUUUCUGUGAUCAGUGUCUGAGACCUGCCCUGCUAGACUAUGUCAACAAGAGACUAGGGAUAGAGAUAGUGGAAGACUUUCUCAGGAGGGGACAGUCCACUGAAUACAACAACCGGAGCUCCUUCCAGUUCACUAUGCAGAAGAAGCUGCUGAAGCAGAUGAAUUUCAGUAACUAUGUGAAAUAUAUUAAAAGCUAUGAAGUGUUUGUCAAAACAUGGGUAUGGAGAUGCCUGCUAGAUCACUAUAGACAGACAGACAGUUUGGAAGAUUUGGAAAGAGAAAGUCUGUCCAAAAUAAUAAAAAAAGUCAUGGAGGCUCUAGAAAACUCCAGAAUAAAAAAGAUUGACACAGUUUCUGCCUUUUUAGACAACUUUUGUCAAUUGCUGCAGACGGACCUGAUCAUAUCUAAGGAAAAUUUAAUUGGGAUACGGUUUAUAAACACAGAAAAUACGGAUGAGUUCUCUGCUUUUAUUCGGUCUUUUCUUCCUAAUCUGGAAAAGGAAAUCUUAGUUCAAUUUAAAAGUUUGGAAAUGGAGACUAAACUCUCACAGCUGUCGCUGAAGCCCCAGGAUGAAAUCUAUAAGCGAAUGUUUGGCUGUGGGAAGCAGUGUCCAUUCUGUAAAGUCCCCUGUGAAGCAGGAGGUACUGACCAUAAAGAGCACUUUGCAACUGUACAUCGGCCUAAAGGAUUAUGGCAUGAUGGAAGUAACAACACACAAAGGCUUGAACAUUCCUCAUGUUCUGAAGAUGUGGUUUCAAAUGAGAAAUUUAGAAAUUCAGACACACAAUGGAAACCUCAUCCCUACAAAGAUUAUCGCUGCUAUUACCCAGACUGGUGCAUUCAGCCAGAUCCCAGCCUCAGUGCUUCCAAUUACUGGAAGUUUGUGUUUAAGGAGUUCAAUGAACAGUUUGCUAAAGAGUAUGAUGUUGAACCAGCUGAUCUCCCAAGAGACUGGGGGGAAAUAACCAAAGAGCACGCACUGGAGAGCCUGGAGGAAGUCUUCAAUAUGAAAAAGCCAAUAUACUGA